AUGAGAUUUGUUGUAGAUGUGACAGGGAAUAGUACACUCUUGGCUUUUGCACAACAAUUGAACUGUCAAAACAACCCCAAUCUGGUAGAUAAGACCAAAAAUCUGUUUGAUUUCCUGGACUCGCUGUUGGCAGCAAUGCGAUCAAGAUCAGCAUCUGCCAUUGGCGCCCUGAUUUCUGAUUCAUAUGUAUUCAAAGCAUGCGAGAGAAAGUUUUCAAAGGACGAAAUCAUCGAACGUAUUGUCAACCUCCCAGCAGACAGAAAUGUCGAGUUCAUUGUUACAGCUUAUAAACAAAAUGCGGGACAUUUUACCGUCCUCAUCACUGUAACCGGGCUCCGAUCUGUACCAAUUGAUAUUGCCUUUGAUGUAGAGAUUUUGGGAAAUAGUGCUCUCUUGACUAAUGCGAAACAAUUUAACUGCCAAAACGCCGUCAGUCAGGUUGAUCAGAGAAAGAGUGUAAUAAACAUUUUCCUGGAUUCACUAUUGAUAGCAAUUCGAUCAAGAGAUGCCACCACAAUUAGCGCAUUCAUAGAUGACAAAUAUAUCUUUGUAGCGUGCGAAAGAAAAUUCUCAAAAGACGAAAUCGUCCAACGCCUUGUCAACCGACCAGCCGACAGAACUUUUGAUUUUGAUGUCAAACGUAUUGUAGAAAUUAAUGAGAUAUAUUAUUUGGUCGACAUCACUGUGACCGGACUCCGAUCUGUACAAAUUGAUAUUGCAUUUGAUGUAAAGGUCAAAGGGAACAGUGCUCUCUUGACUCAUGCAAAACAAUUCAACUGCCAAAACGCAGUCAGUCAGGUCACUCAGACAAAAAGUGUGAUUAAUGAUUUCCUGGAUCAACUAUUGGAAGCAAUUCAUUCAAGAUCUCCAUCCGCAAUUGGCGAUCUGAUAUAUGACAAGUAUAUCUUUGAAGCGUGCGAUAGAACAUUCUCAAAGGAAGAAAUAAUUCAACGUCUUGUCAACCGACCAGCCGACAGGGAAGUGGAGUUCGAUGUCAUUGAAGUCAUAGAAUUACCUGAGUAUUAUCUGGUCGACAUCACUGUGACCGGGCUGCGUUCUGUACCAAUUGAUAUUCGAUUCGGUGUAGCGGUGGCCGGGAAUGGUGGACUUCUGAUUCAUGCGAAGCAGUUUCACUGUCAAAAAAGCGUCGGUCAAGUUGAUCAGAAAAGACAAGUAUUGCUAGUUUUCCUGGAUUCGCUAUUGGAAGCAGUUCGAUCCAGAUCUGCAACCGCAAUGGGUGCCCUGAUGAGUGAUUCAUAUUACUACAAUGCUUGUGAAAGAAUGUUCACAAAAGGUAGGUCAAGUUAG
Molecule: messenger RNA, 1308 nt
Organism: Caenorhabditis elegans
Lineage: Eukaryota; Metazoa; Nematoda; Chromadorea; Rhabditida; Rhabditidae
Gene: F16H6.8
Product: Mediator of RNA polymerase II transcription subunit 1
Exons: 4
Coding region: 1-1308 (435 amino acids)
Source: RefSeq, marked reviewed